UGCUGGUAGUAGAGAGGCAGGAGAGGGAGGCUAGUAGAGGACGAUUGUCCUAUAGAAUGUAUCAUGGAGCUUCCAAGGACUAAGAGGAUAGUGUGGCUAGAACCCAGGGCUUGGGGAUGGGCUUAGAGAUGGCAGUGAUCCAAAUCAGUCGUGGUGGUUUGUGGGAAAAUCGUCACUUUGCUGGUCGGCGGCAUAACUCCACUCCCCAUCCUUUUCCCCCCACCAUUGCAGGUUUUCCUGCAGCCUCUCGGGGCAUGAUGGGAGUUCCUAUCAGGUAUCUGAAGCUAGUUUGUACACCCCUUCGGUGUCAAAGGUUCCACACUGCUCCACGUCACUACAAGGGCCGGACAGGUGCGGAACACCUGUGGCUCAUGCGCCACUUAAAGGACCCAUUUGUGAAGGCUGCAAGGGUGGAGAGUUACCGCUGCCGAAGUGCCUUCAAGCUUCUGGAGAUGAACAAGAAACAUGAGCUCCUGCGGCCUGGACUCCGGGUGUUAGACUGUGGGGCAGCUCCUGGGGCCUGGAGCCAGGUCGCUGUGCAGAGAGUCAACGCUACAGGCACAGAUCCCAGCUCCCCGGUUGGCUUUGUGCUUGGGGUGGAUCUUCUCCACAUCCUUCCCCUGGAAGGAGCAACUUUCUUGUGCCCUGCCGAUGUGACUGAUCCAGGGACUCGUCAGAGAAUCCUAGAGCAGCUUCCUGGCAGGAGGGCAGAUGUGAUUCUGAGUGACAUGGCACCCAAUGCCACUGGGAUCCGGGCCCUGGAUCAUGACAGGCUCAUCAGCCUGUGCUUGACUCUUGUGAACAUGGCUGAGGACAUUCUGUCACCUGGGGGAACAAUGCUUUGUAAAACCUGGGCUGGGAGUCAAAGCCAACAGCUUCAGAAGAGACUAGCUGAAGAGUUCCAGAACACAAGGAUUUUGAAGCCUGAGGCUAGCAGGAAAGAAUCGUCAGAGGUAUACUUCUUGGCCACACAGUACCGAAAGAGGAAGAGCCUUGUGAAGCAGUGAGAUGUCUCCUGCCCUUCCUGGGAAGGGUACUGGGUUCUCAGCACCUGUGAAUGUAGCCCAAGGGCUUUCCUGAUGUGUGGCUGGGUUCUGAGCCUUGCUGGAUGGAGGUGAACAGGACCAUGAGAAUCAUAUUUCUGUUUUUAAGCCAAAAAGAUGACAGAGAAGCUGGAUGCCAUUGGAUCAUGCCUAUAAUCUCAACUGCUCAGGAGGUUGAGAUCUGAGGACCCUAGUUCACAGCUAGCCUGAACAGGAAAGACUGAGCAAAAAGCUG
Molecule: messenger RNA, 1278 nt
Organism: Perognathus longimembris pacificus (Pacific pocket mouse)
Lineage: Eukaryota; Metazoa; Chordata; Mammalia; Rodentia; Heteromyidae
Gene: Mrm2
Product: mitochondrial rRNA methyltransferase 2
Exons: 3
Coding region: 117-1007 (296 amino acids)
Biological process (GO): RNA methylation
Cellular component (GO): mitochondrion
Molecular function (GO): rRNA (uridine-2'-O-ribose)-methyltransferase activity
Source: RefSeq, a predicted model, not a curated record